Molecule: messenger RNA, 2257 nt
Organism: Talpa occidentalis (Iberian mole)
Lineage: Eukaryota; Metazoa; Chordata; Mammalia; Eulipotyphla; Talpidae
Gene: ACOT8
Product: acyl-CoA thioesterase 8
Exons: 6
Coding region: 105-1055 (316 amino acids)
Biological process (GO): acyl-CoA metabolic process; fatty acid catabolic process
Cellular component (GO): peroxisomal matrix
Molecular function (GO): fatty acyl-CoA hydrolase activity
Source: RefSeq, a predicted model, not a curated record
GGAGAACUUCCGGUCACUAGAAAACGCUGCCGGAAGCUGCACGUUCUGAGUGGAUUUGCUCGCGUCGGGUCCGGCGCGACCCUCAGGACCAUAGAGACGACGAUAUGUCAUCCCCGCAGGCCCCGGAGGAUGAGCAGGGCGGCGAUCCCCCCGGGGACCUCCGCAGCGUCCUGGUCACUAGUGUCCUUAACCUUGAGCCGCUGGACGAGGACCUCUUCAGAGGAAGGCAUUACUGGGUUCCCAGAAGUCAUCGGCUGUUCGGGGGUCAGAUUGUGGGCCAGGCCUUGGUGGCUGCAGCCAACUCUGUGAGUGAAGACGUCCAUGUACAUUCCCUGCACUGCUACUUCGUUCGGGCAGGAGACCCAAAGGUGCCAGUACUGUACCAAGUGGAACGGACACGAACUGGGGCAAGCUUCUCGGUGCGCUCCGUGAAGGCGGUGCAACAUGGCAAGCCCAUCUUCAUCUGCCAGGCCUCCUUCCAGCAGGUCCAGCCCAGCCCCAUGCAGCACCAGUUCUCCAUGCCUGCUGUGCCCGCACCUGAGGAACUGCUUGACAGUGAGACCCUCUUGGACUAUUAUGUAAGAGACCCUAACCUCCUAGAGAAGUACCAAGUGGGAAUGAACCGAAUUGCUGCGCAGGAGGUGCCCAUUGAGAUCAAGCUGGUAAACCCACCCACCUCGAGCCAACUGCAGCAUGUGGAGCCCAAACAGAUGUUCUGGGUGCGAGCCCGGGGCUAUAUUGGGGAGGGUGACAUCAAGAUGCAUUGCUGCGUGGCGGCCUACAUCUCGGACUACGCCUUCCUGGGCACAGCAGUGCUGCCCCACCGGCGGCAGCAUGAGGUGCACUUCAUGGCCUCCCUGGACCACUCCAUGUGGUUCCACGCCCCUUUCCGAGCCGACCACUGGAUGCUCUAUGAGUGUGAGAGCCCCUGGGCUGGUGGCGGCCGGGGGCUGGUCCAUGGGAGGCUGUGGCGUCAGGACGGGGUCCUGGCUGUGUCCUGUGCCCAGGAGGGUGUGAUCCGAGUGAAGCCCAAGGUCUUAAAGAGUAUGCUGUAGCCAGAGGUACCAGCCUGGUCUUCAGGAUCUCCCUUCUCGCCCAUUCCUGAGCCGGGAAUUACAUUUGGGGGCUGAGCCUCCCGUCCCUCACAUCCAAUAAAGAGACUGAUACUACUGGAGCUGCUGGCCUUUAAUUCCCUUGGGCUGGAACUCAGCCCUCCCUCCAGCCAUCAACUCCAGGACACCAGAGGAGCAUCCCAGGCACCCUUCACUGGUUUGGAGGCCCACAGAGAAGGGAACAUUAACCUUGACCUGGGGCACAGCCUCCAGCCCCCAGAGAGGCUGUGCAGGGCUUCCUGUGCCAUCGCGCCUCAGCCAUAGCUUGUCCUGAGCCCAGCUCAACAGAAGCAGCAUGUUUCCUCAGUCUGCUACAUGCUCUUUGUGGAACUUUGAGGGGUUUCCAGCACCCCCUAUAGCCUCCCAACUGCUGACCGUGUCCUCACCACCCCUGCUUCAACCUGGGGCAGCACUUCUCCCCACAAAAGCCUUAAGUCUAGAAAGGAUUAGUCUAGUACCUCCUUGAUAAGCAAUUCUUUGAGACUGGGGGGUGGCGUGGGGGUCAGGCCUGCCUCUUGGAGGGCCUGGAGCUGGGCCUCUGAUUGGCGUUUGUCCAAUCCUAGGCGCCAGGAAAGCCGGACAUGGGCCUCCAGAAAGGGUGCCAGCAGAGGGUGGGGGCUCUUGUCCCCCAGCAGUUGCAAGGCCCUCUCACAGCAUGCCCGGGCCUCCCCAGGGUCCUCCAACUCCUGGUGGCACACAGCCAGCCCAGCCAGCGUCAGCAGAGGACGGUCUAGGCCUGCGGGGAUGCCCAGCUGGGCCUGCAGCUGCCAGGCAUUGGCCCAGAGUGUCAGAGCCUCACGAUAGAGCCCGGUACAGGUGAGGCUCUGUGCCCGCUGCAGCUCAGGCAGCACGAAGAAGUCCUGCAGUACCGGGGCCUGGCGCAGCUCAGGCACUGACUGCAGGUGGCUCAAAAAUUGCUCGAAGGCCCGGCUGCGGCGGGCGAUGGUCUCUGCAGUAAAAUUACGGCGCAGGCGCUUACGGGGGAAGGAGAUGGCAGCCAUUGGGCCCCGGAACUGCCGCUGCAGGUUUCUGUGCAAUCGCUCAAAGUCUGAGUAGCGGCGAGAGAUCUGGGCUGGCUGGCGAUCUGGUGGCCCUGGGCCCAUCACGGCGAGGGUGUAGAGCUGCAGGGAGGGUGGGGGUCAAGG